Lampris incognitus (smalleye Pacific opah) is the source of this 1500-nucleotide messenger RNA. RefSeq names its product neuronal pentraxin-1-like. The record is from RefSeq and is a predicted model, not a curated record. NCBI's taxonomy places the organism in Eukaryota, Metazoa, Chordata, Actinopteri, Lampriformes, Lampridae. The transcript has 5 exons. The coding region runs from base 34 to 1302 and encodes 422 amino acids.
GACUCCGCCUCGCCGCGACCCGUUACUGGAGCCAUGGGCGGUUUCUCCUGGAAACUUUUUGUACUUUCUUUUCUAGUCGCCAAGGGGUCCUCGCAAGACUUCGGACAGACCCAGUUCAUCUGCACUUCGGUGCCAAAGGAUAUGGACUUAUGUUCCGCCACCAUGCAGAACAGCGGCCCGGCGGAGGACCUGAAGACCACGGUGAUGCAGCUGCGGGAGACGGUGCUGCAGCAAAAGGAGACCAUCAUGAACCAAAAGGAGACUAUCAGGGAGCUCACGUCCAAGCUGAGCCGCUGCGAGAGCCAGAGCCUCCCGGAGACGGGACCCGGCGGCAGGCGGCCGGGCUCCAAGAACACCAUGGGGGACGUGUCCCGCGGUCCCUCGGACACUCUGGCUCAGCUCGGACAGACUUUACAGACCCUCAAACAGAGACUUGAGAAUCUGGAGCAGUACAGCCGAGGCAACAGCACCGUGCAAGCGAACAGCCUGAAAGACCUCCUCCAGAACAAGAUCGACGACAUGGAGAAGCAGGUGCUGUCCCGGGUCAACACCUUGGAGGAGAGCAAACCGAGCCAGAGGAACGACACGGACCAGCGGAACAGAGUGGAGUCCACGCUCACCUCCCUGCACCACCGCAUAACAGACCUGGAGAAAGGUGCGUCCUACAACAGACCAACAGAUAAGUUCCAGCUGACCUUCCCCCUCCGAACCAACUACAUGUACGCCAAAGCCAAGGGGAGUCUACCUGAGAUGUACUCCUUCACCGUAUGUCUGUGGAUCAAGUCCAACGCCUCGCCCGGGGCUGGGACACCUUUCUCCUACGCUGUUCAGGGUCAGUCCAAUGAGCUGGUGCUGAUCGAGUGGGGCAACAACCCCAUGGAAAUUCUGAUCAAUGACAAGGUGGCAAAGCUGCCAUUUCUCAUCAACGAUGGCAAAUGGCAUCACCUCUGCAUCACCUGGACCACACGCGAUGGGAUGUGGGAGGCCUUCCAGGACGGCGUGAUGCGAGGCAGCGGCGAGAACUUGGCACCGUACCACCCAAUUAAACCAAAUGGAGUACUUGUUGUGGGACAAGAGCAGGACACUCUGGGCGGAGGCUUCGACGCAACACAAGCCUUCGUCGGCGAGUUGGCAAACCUGAAUAUCUGGGACAGGAAGCUGUCCAUCGGCGAGAUCUACAACCUGGCAACCUGCAACAGCAGAGCGCGAGCGGGCAACGUGUUCUCCUGGACGGAGGCCAACAUCGAGGUGUUCGGAGGAGCGUCCAAGUGGACGUUCGAGCCCUGCCGCUCCCCCAACUGAACUGCAUCCCUCCGCCGGAGACCGGCGCGCCUCUCCCUUGGUUUCCCAGCUUUUGUUGUUCUCGUCUUAUUUGACAUUCGUUGACGACGGUUUGAUCUUAGUUUACUGAAACGCUUAUAUCUGGAAUUUCUAUUCGAAGCUACUUACAUAUUUAUGUGCAGAAACAAAACGUUUUCAUCUUAAGGGGGAAAGAGAAAC